CACCUUUCCAAAUCAAAAAAGAGAUAAAAAGAAAAUAAGAGUUGAUAUAAAAGUGGCAAUGGAGAAAAUUAGAAUUUUUGUUACUCUUUUGAUAGUGUUGAUUGUAGUAGAAAAACAAAUGCAAAUUGUUGAUGCAGAUAACCCUUAUGCUUGUUGGGGUGGGUGUUACAAUCAGUGUAUACUAUUGAAUGUGCAAGGAAGUGUACCAGGGAGGAAUCCUUGUUAUUUGCAGUGCUUAAGCAAGUGCAUUCCUCGUACUGCUUCUGACUACCAAAAUUACUGCAAGAUUGGCUGUUCCAUGGAGAUCUGUAUUCCUACUCGCUCUGGUAAUGGUGCAGAUCUGGAUGCAUGCUUUGGCAAUUGCGGAAAUGUUUGUGGGGCAUAAAAAUAUUUAUUACCACUAUGUGUUAUGUCAUUAGAAAGAAUUUCUUGUCUCACUUUUUUUCAUUUAAUCUUUUAAUUAUUAGAGCUUAAUAAAUAAAUGGUUCUUUGUGAUUUGCCGUU
Lycium ferocissimum is the source of this 504-nucleotide messenger RNA. RefSeq lists its product as uncharacterized. The coding region runs from base 59 to 385 and encodes 108 amino acids. Lineage: Eukaryota; Viridiplantae; Streptophyta; Magnoliopsida; Solanales; Solanaceae. The record is from RefSeq and is a predicted model, not a curated record. The transcript has 2 exons.